AUGACGGACCACGAUGAUGAAAUCCAAAGACUCCGGCGUGAGUUGAAGGAGACGAAAGAACGAGAAACGGCAGCAAUAGAACGAGAAACGGCAGCAAGAGAACGAGAAACGGCAGCAAGAGAACGAGAAACGGCAGCAAGAGAACAAGAAAGGGCAGCAAGAGAACGUGAAGAAUUGGCAAGGGCACGAGAGGAGAAUCUUAGACGCGAUCAACAAGACACCUCAUAUGACGAGUACCUGCAACUCUGCCACGAAGACCUCUUCACGACCCUCAAGGUGCAGGACAAGUCGAAGCCGUCCGGCGGCGGCACAACAGAUGUAACGGGUAAACGCUAUCCUUUAUGGUUGCGACCUUGGGAUGGAUUUCUCGACGAGCAGAAAUCGUGCCACUGCAUCAUCAAGGAAAUACUCGAAGGCUCCCUCCUGCCCUCACGACUAGCUGUCCGCGCGAUAGCGCAAGCUGCACACAAAAGGCCCGUGGCCAGUGAGGACGACCUCAGGACUUUUGAGCAUCUAGCUGUAGAAGAUCCUGUGGAGAACGUUUUUGCCGCGCUUGGUUCUCGAUCCCAAAACCACCCGAUCGGACGCGAACUCGAUUGCAAAGCGAUCACAUUCGAGAACCACCCUCUUAGCCUGACGGAGACCGACGAGAUUGAUCGCAACGAUGACGAGGUAUUCUUCGAGACUGUACAAGGGCAACCCGGGUCAAAGAAAAGAGUGGCACGGCAACGCAGAGCCUCAAGAAGAAAUGGGCCAGAUAGAUGGUGUAUUCGAUCCAGGAAUUCGGGGGAAAAGAAUACCGCAUUUCCCAGCGAGUACAAAGCAGCACAUAAAAUCCCGGUCGAAAGUUUUCAGAAGGCCAUGCAUAGAGAGGACCUAUUUAUCCGCGCCAUCUCAAGAAUUUCCAGCGGGAAAGCUAGCAUGGACGGGGAGAGUCAUCUACAAGAACAGAUAGAGGAAACGGUUGCCAAAGCAUUGGCACAGACAUUCCACUACAUGAUUCGGCUCGGCAGUAGCUAUGGAUACCUUACCGCUGGAAAGUCGUUGAUCUUCCUGCACAUUGGAGACGAUCCCACAGUGCUGUAUUACCACAUGGCCCAGCCAGAAAAUGACGCCGAUCGUGAGGACGGAACGGUCGAUCCCUUCUACACCGCCGUUGCACAACUCGCCGCAUUUUGCUUACAGACCUGCCGGUGCUCUGGGAAGUCUAAUCAGUGGAGAGAGGCGGCAAUCUCAUUGCUCAACGAAUGGCCAGAGCCAUAUGCUGAGAUGUGCGGUGGAACAACGGAGGAGGAAGCAUCGCCAGAGUCAACACGCUCUGUCUCGUCGUAUGCUGGGUCUAUAGUUGCUGCUCAGAAACUCACAGUAGAGCUGCGACAAACGACAAGGGCAUCAUGCAAGAACUCUGAACCCUUGCCGAAGAUUGAUGCCAGCGAUACCAGUAGUGGCGAUGACGAGCCUCUGGUUGACGAAAGUGGACGGACUCAAGGUGCGCGGCCAUCACUACAAGUGUCAGCCCGUGGCUCGAAAAAGCGAAAAGACAUGACACCGGGAAACGACGGGUCUACAGGCAGCGGAGCGUCGGAACUCGAGGCUCGACCGUAUUGCACGCAAAGCUGUCUGCUGGGCCUCAAAAGAGAUGGGCUUCUCGAUGAGAAAUGUCCGAAUGUGGCUCUGCAUCGCCGUGCCAAAAGCGGCCUGUCGCAUCCCAUCAGUGCUACUCGUCUCAGGGAACUAUUAUGCAAGAAACUAGCUCGCCCCGUCUACCGCCUUCGCUAUUUGAAACCCCUGGACAGCGAUGGCAAAUACGGUGAUACAGGGGCACUUUUCAAGCUGACACUGGGAUGUUACGGGAUAUACAUUGUUGGGAAAGGAACAUUCGCCGCGGCUGUCACAAGGUUGCAACACGAAGCGAAUGUCUACUCGCGUCUAGAACCACUGCAGGGCCACUUUGUCCCCGUUUGCUUGGGCAGCAUCGAUUUGGAGACGCCCUACCCGUUGGUAUUGGCUGACAUCGUUCACAUGUUGCUGAUGUCAUGGGUAGGAGAUACGAUUGUGACGAACGACAGUAUCCUAGAAGAGGAGACGCGGUUACGGAGCUGGUUCGCAAGCAAGGCGUUGUACACAACGACAUGCGCAGGCGAACCUCCUCUGGAACGACGAGCAUGA
Fusarium redolens is the source of this 2169-nucleotide messenger RNA. RefSeq lists its product as uncharacterized. Lineage: Eukaryota; Fungi; Ascomycota; Sordariomycetes; Hypocreales; Nectriaceae. The coding region runs from base 1 to 2169 and encodes 722 amino acids. The transcript has a single exon. The record is from RefSeq and is a predicted model, not a curated record.